Molecule: messenger RNA, 2284 nt
Organism: Limanda limanda (common dab)
Lineage: Eukaryota; Metazoa; Chordata; Actinopteri; Pleuronectiformes; Pleuronectidae
Gene: calm3a
Product: calmodulin 3a (phosphorylase kinase, delta)
Exons: 6
Coding region: 203-652 (149 amino acids)
Molecular function (GO): calcium ion binding
Source: RefSeq, a predicted model, not a curated record
UCGGAUUGAGGUCUCCGAGCAACUCUGCUGCUGCGCUGACACUCUCUCUCUCUCUGUGGCUUACCGAAGCGUGUUGGUGUUAACCGAGACAGAAAUCAUUCAAACACGUAAUCAAAGGACGUAUCUCAUUUGCUAGUUAAAUAAAUAAACCGUACGUCGGACGUCUCGUCAUCUCCACGGAGCUAGAAAAGUCCCCGGGACAAUGGCUGAUCAGCUGACUGAGGAGCAGAUUGCUGAGUUCAAGGAGGCGUUCUCGCUGUUUGACAAGGAUGGAGACGGCACAAUCACAACCAAGGAGCUCGGGACUGUGAUGCGUUCUCUGGGACAGAACCCCACUGAGGCUGAGCUGCAGGAUAUGAUCAAUGAGGUGGAUGCUGAUGGUAAUGGCACAAUUGACUUUCCUGAGUUCCUGACCAUGAUGGCCAGGAAGAUGAAAGAUACAGACAGUGAGGAGGAGAUCAGAGAAGCCUUCAGAGUCUUCGACAAGGAUGGUAACGGCUACAUCAGCGCAGCUGAGCUACGACACGUCAUGACCAACCUCGGGGAGAAGCUCACAGACGAGGAGGUGGACGAAAUGAUCCGUGAGGCCGACAUCGAUGGCGACGGGCAGGUCAACUACGAGGAGUUUGUCCAGAUGAUGACUGCCAAGUGAAGAGAACACUGACAUCUCUCUCAACAUCGCUUGUCCUCCUAAGAUCACCGUCUUCAAGAACCAAAAAAAGGAACAACUAUCAAAUGAGAAACUAACUCCCCUCCUCAGAAUCACUUACCUGUAGAAUUUUGCAAUUUGUGCUUCAGUACAUCCAACUACUUUAAAAGGUAUCUGUUAAGCAAACACCAACAGAGCAAUCCUUUAGAGAAGUUAACGGACCAACCUUUCAGGGGACCAGGGCCCCCGUACUUCCGACCAAGAUUCUGCUGAGUUACCCAGCUCCUGAUAAAUUUAGAGGAAAGAGGAAACACUGAGAAGGCAGAGGUGUAUGAACCCACGCCACAGUUGUUAAAGUGAAGUUAAAUUCUUUCCAGAUCAUUUCCUACCAAGACUAUUUGACUUUUCUCGCACCAGUGGCGACUCUCCAAACAAUGAAUUGAGUAUUAUUCUUGCAUGCAGCCUUUCUGUGGCGCUCUCUAGUCACAACGAGGAGGCUCUGAUUCCAUCAGAAGUAGCAGUCAGAUCGUGUACACACCGGAGGUAUAUACAUAAAUAUAUAGCCAUAUAUAUGUGUACAAAUUUGUGUCACUAUUGAUUAUUGCAAGCGCCAAAAGUUGCAUUGUAGGGUGGUCGGUUUUUCUGAUGAGAUUUCUAAUACCUUGAAGAGUUCGGACAAGAAUGGGAGACAGGAAAGAGCUGAGGGGGGGGGUUUCUCUCUUGAAGAUGUUAAAUUGUCAUGUGUUGAGUCGCGGGCUCUGCCUGCAGCACUGACUGGAGACAGCUGUAAGUUGUAUUGCUUCAGGAUGACUGUCGUGAAAACGCAACUUGAGGACUGCAGUUAAUACAUUUGUUCUGCAAACAGAUAUCCUGUUGAUACAAUAUUGAUGUAAUGCUUUUUAAAUGUGUUCUCGAAUAUUAAUAUAUUGAUGACAAACUUUGGUCACCAAAUAUAGCUCUCUCUAUAUAUUAGUGUAUCGUAAAGUUUGCAUUGCCUAUUGUUGUAGUAAAUGACCUGUGACAUGUUUUCUCUUUGGUUUUGAAAUGUGCCAUAAUACUCUUUACAAACGCCUCAACCUUCUUGCAAGACUCGUAGUUCAUAAGAAUAUAAUCAAUCUAUUUAAUAAAACCACAUAAUACAUGCAGUUGAACAUAUAUAAACUUAAACCAUGUGGAUGUUCCAAAGGUUUUGUUCAAAGAGAAGAAAAAGAAACCAGACGUCACUGUUGCUCCUGCUAUAACGACUCAUACGUUUCACUCCCAUCUCGUCCUUGUUGGUGUCUGAUCUUCCACUUGUAGUUCGGUGAAUCUUCAAUCUGCUUGCUGUUUUAAUGAACAUGAAUACAUACACUCUGUGUUCACACAUAACUAGUUGUGGUGCGGCGUCAGAAGGGACGUUCAGGAGUUGUAGCAAAUAUAUCAGCUUUAGGUGUGAGAUCAGAUUCAGAAAUUGCGAAGCAUGUCAGCUGAGGUGUCUUUUAUUCCUGGAUGUUUGAGUCGUUAAAAUCGGUCACCAUCAAGUCAGAGGUUUGGAAGGAAACAGUGAUUGGACUGUUAACUCCUGAAGGUAUCUCAAACCAUGUAAAGAUGUGAUAUAUUUUCCAUAAAUCAAUAAAUUGACUGAGCUUUACUUCA